Messenger RNA from Adineta ricciae, 2223 nucleotides. NCBI's taxonomy places the organism in Eukaryota, Metazoa, Rotifera, Eurotatoria, Adinetida, Adinetidae. The record is from the annotation of a GenBank genome assembly.
AUGUCCCAUGCGACGAUAUCAAGCAAAGGUCCAUCGACCGUUGAUUGUGAAGUCCUAACGGACAUUCAUACUCAAUCUAAUCUAGCUGAAGUCGAAGUUGUUAGUCUUGUUCAGGAAUUAAUUCCCCGUUAUCGUUUGCGUGCUGAAACUGAUUUUGCUUGUUCGAACGAAGAUUUCAUCCAAACACCGCGUAUCGACGGUUCCGAGUUCGAACCGCUAACCAACGAGCAAAUUCGUGCACUUCUCGAUUAUUACGGAUCAUCAAGCAAUCGAAUCAGUCAAAUGACGAAAACAUAUCAUGAUCUAAGCGCCGUCACUCGCAUGUUAGAGGAUCGCGAGAAUGAUCUACAAAUGGCAGUGACGUUAGGUCAGACAUUACUGGAAAGUAAUGGUUCAUUACGUAAUCAAGUCACGCUACUCGAACAUGAUAUUGAGCAGACAACGGAAAUCGUUAAACAGCUGAAACAUGAUUUGCUUUUGAAGGAACGUUUGAUUCGAUUUUAUACAGAUAUGGAUCAGGAGACUUCACCAACAGAAGCAAAUCCAUUCGAUUCUCACCAUUAUGAACAAAAGAUUCGAAAUCUUGAAUACGAAAACCAAGAACUACGAGCUGAAACUAUACAAUUGAAAGUCGAUGCAGAGAAUUACGAACAACAGGAACAAGCGAUUGUUGAUCAUUUCGCUAAUGCUUUAUCGCAUGCCAAUGCGGAUAUUGAAACUUUACAAGAAGUAAUUGUGAAGAAGACCGAUGAAAAUAAUAAGCAGCAAGAUGAACUUGUUCGUCUAUCUUAUGAAAUGCGUGAAAUUCAUCGUCGUUUAACGGAAUUGAAGAAAGAAAAUGAAGAAUUGAAACUACUUCUCUCAUUAGCAGGCAAAACUCGACAUGAAUACGAAAAUAAAAUUGAAGAUCUGGAGAAAAAUUACAGUGAAUGUAUGUCAAAACUUCACAAAUCUCAAGAAGAAAUCAACUUCCUUCAAAAGAACUUGAUAAUCAAUUCCCCUACAUCUCCUAUGUGCGAUACGAAUGCAAAUAAUCGUACCGUUUUUCUUUCACCAGUCGAAUACGCAAACUUCAUGAGCUUGGAAAACUCAUUAAAGUCAGAACUCGAGGAAAUUCUAGAAGAUCCUCAUCAGCUCUGUCAUUCGACCAUCAAGACAGGUCGCAGAUCAACUCGACGUCGUCGGCUAAAGCGAGGUCAAAGCGAUACCGACGGCGAAUCAUCAAUGAAUGAUUCGGCUUUCAGUGACAGCGAAAGUUUAAGCAGCGCUUCAUCAUGCCGUUUUUGUCAGCGAUCUUCACCCAUUCCUAUAGAUGAAUCGAAAUCUGCUUCGGCAAGUAGUGAUCGAAGAAUGCCAGUGGAAAUUUCGUCAAGGUUGAGAUUGGUAAAAAGAUUAGAAGGAUCCAAUAUGUUGAAGCGAUGGCAAGAAUUAGCUGAACCAAGUUUUUCGUCGUGCCUUCAAUCUAUUCCUGGUGUUUAUACGCGUGCUGAAAUUUUACAUGAAGUUGAUGAAACCGAUGAAGACGGUUCAGUCACACCGGAAAAUGAAUCAGAAGAACGACUGUCAAUAAGUGUCGAAAAGAAUUCACCUGAAAUGCCUCGUCAUCUUCAACAUACAUCGACACGUCGAAUGAAUUUAGUCGAACUGUUAAAGAAAGAAGGUUUAACAGCGCGUACAUUAAAUUCAUCGCAUGCGUUGUCUGAGUUUGAAAAAACCUUUCUAACUUGUUCAUUACCCUCUCGUUUCCAUCGAUCUACAACAACAAACGUUCCUGACCCCGAUGAAUCUGACGACGACGAUGGCCUUGACGAACCAGCAACACCACCUUCAUCUCCCACCCACGAUGCUCAGCUUCAAACAAGUGUGCUUCUUCAUCAAGCGAUGCAACGUUUGGUUAAACUAUCUUUACACACCUUCGAAACACUGACAACUUCUUUUACUCCGACGAAAGAUCAUCAUCAUGAGAGUGAAUGUAACGAAACUGCACAACGACUGCGAACGAUAAGCACAAUCACUCCGCCAUCAUCACCUACAUUCAGUGGUCUCGUCCCACCCACGCCGAACACAGCAAUACAUGCAAUCAAAACAAGUACUUUUCUACGUGCUUCAUCAUUAAAUCCAUUUACUAAGAAAUCAAUAUCUCAAGCAUUUCCGACGAUUUCACCUGGUGAAACACCAUCGAUCGUCGACGAUCUCAUCAGAGGUCAUCUUCCACGUUUAUAA